Nycticebus coucang (slow loris) is the source of this 3701-nucleotide messenger RNA. RefSeq names its product zinc finger protein 384 (gene ZNF384). The transcript is spliced from 11 exons. Gene Ontology annotation, biological process: regulation of transcription by RNA polymerase II. Bases 740 to 2476 code for a protein of 578 amino acids. Gene Ontology annotation, molecular function: DNA-binding transcription factor activity, RNA polymerase II-specific; RNA polymerase II cis-regulatory region sequence-specific DNA binding. Gene Ontology annotation, cellular component: PcG protein complex; transcription regulator complex; nucleus. The record is from RefSeq and is a predicted model, not a curated record. Lineage: Eukaryota; Metazoa; Chordata; Mammalia; Primates; Lorisidae.
ACUUCCGGGUGAGUGUUAGGGGAGGGAAGAUGGGAGGGAGGGAGGCCACCCACUGCCUCGCGCCCCCGCCCCGCGGGUGUCUCGCGCGCAUUCCGUGCGUGUGAGCGUGUGGGUUCGUCUCGCGCCCGGAGUGCGUGCCCGCGCGCUCCGCCUCGCGCUCUCCCCCCUCCCUCACCCCCUCUGGUCCUCCCACCCCACUUGGCUCCCUCCUUUCCCAGCAAACGCCGCCCCUCCCGCGCUGUAGGUAAGGCUCUGGCGCCGCCGCAGCCGUCGCCGGCGGGUGAGUGUCGCGCCGCUGCAGCCGGUGCGCGCUAAGCUCCCUGCUCCUCCCCCUACUCUUUCCAUGGGGUGGGCGCGGACGGGGGGGUUCACGGUGUGACUGUAUGUGUGUCCGUCCCGGAACCGGAAGUUGUUGUGUAGGAGCGGGCGAUGGGGAGGAAUGGGGGGGUUUAGGGGGCGGGUGCCUGUCUGGUGGGUGGCAGAGUUCAGCUCCCUGGAGGGGAAGGAGGGACGUCCCAAGGAAGGGUUUUUGAGGAAGGAGUGGGGGGCGACAUCAGGAGAAGGCUACCAGGGGCAGUCUCAGGGGAGCGAAUGUUUUGGGGGGACAACAGGGGUCUCCAAUACAUAGACUACUGUGCAAGCUGAGGGAGAUACUUCUUGGCACAAGGCCUUGGAAAGUUCAGGAGCCCUGGAAAGGAGAAGGAAUAAGACGACAGGAGGAAGAGAGAGAGAGGGUAGAAUGGAAGAAUCUCACUUCAAUUCUAACCCGUACUUCUGGCCUUCUAUCCCCACAGUUUCAGGACAAAUUGAGAACACAAUGUUCAUCAAUAAGAUGAAGGAUCAGCUGUUGCCAGAGAAGGGCUGUGGGCUGGCUCCACCUCACUACCCCACCCUGCUGACAGUGCCUGCCUCAGUGUCCUUGCCCUCAGGCAUCAGUAUGGAAACGGAAUCCAAAUCAGACCAGCUGACCCCACACAGCCAGGCUUCCGUCACUCAGAAUAUCACGGUGGUCCCUGUGCCAUCUACAGGACUGAUGACUGCUGGAGUCUCCUGUUCUCAGAGGUGGAGAAGAGAAGGGAGUCAAUCAAGGGGUCCAGGUUUGGUAAUCACGUCCCCCUCAGGCUCUCUUGUGACCACAGCCUCAUCAGCUCAGACCUUCCCCAUUUCGGCUCCCAUGAUUGUCUCAGCUCUUCCCCCUGGCUCACAAGCCCUGCAGGUGGUCCCUGACCUCUCCAAGAAGGUAGCAUCAACCCUAACAGAGGAAGGAGGUGGAGGUGGUGGUGGAGGUGGCAGCGUGAUUCCUAAGCCCCCCAGGGGCCGAAAGAAGAAGCGGAUGUUGGAGUCGGGACUGCCUGAAAUGAAUGACCCCUAUGUCCUCUCCCCUGAGGAUGAUGAUGACCAUCAAAAAGACGGCAAGACAUACAGGUGCCGGAUGUGCUCACUGACAUUCUACUCAAAGUCGGAGAUGCAGAUCCACUCCAAGUCACACACCGAGACCAAGCCCCACAAGUGCCCACAUUGUUCCAAGACCUUCGCCAACAGCUCCUACCUGGCCCAGCACAUCCGUAUACACUCAGGGGCUAAGCCCUACAGUUGUAACUUCUGUGAGAAAUCCUUCCGCCAGCUCUCCCACCUUCAGCAGCACACCCGGAUUCACUCCAAGAUGCACACGGAGACCAUCAAGCCCCACAAGUGCCCGCACUGCUCCAAGACCUUCGCCAACACUUCCUACCUGGCCCAGCACCUCCGUAUCCACUCGGGGGCCAAGCCCUACAACUGUUCCUACUGCCAGAAGGCCUUCCGCCAGCUCUCCCACCUCCAGCAGCACACACGAAUCCACACUGGUGAUAGACCAUACAAAUGUGCACACCCAGGCUGUGAGAAAGCCUUCACCCAACUCUCCAAUCUACAGUCCCACAGACGGCAACACAACAAAGAUAAACCCUUCAAGUGCCACAAUUGUCAUCGGGCGUACACAGACGCAGCCUCACUAGAGGUACACCUAUCUACGCAUACGGUGAAGCAUGCCAAGGUGUACACCUGCACUAUCUGCAGUCGGGCAUAUACGUCGGAAACGUACCUUAUGAAACAUAUGCGCAAACACAACCCUCCUGAUCUCCAGCAACAAGUACAGGCAGCGGCGGCGGCAGCAGCAGUGGCCCAGGCCCAGGCCCAGGCGCAGGCUCAGGCUCAGGCUCAGGCUCAGGCUCAGGCCCAGGCCCAGGCCCAGGCCUCCCAAGCAUCACAGCAGCAGCAGCAACAGCAGCAGCAGCAGCAGCAGCAGCAGCAGCAGCCACCACACUUCCAGUCUCCUGGGGCAGCCCCCCAGGGUGGGGGUGGUGGGGACAACAACCCCAACCCUCCACCCCAGUGUUCUUUUGACCUGACCCCCUAUAAGACGGCGGAGCAUCAUAAGGACAUCUGCCUCACUGUCACCACCAGCACCAUCCAGGUGGAGCACCUGGCCAGCUCUUAGAGAUCCUUGCUGCCACCCACUGGGAAGAGGAGAAAGAAGUUUUGGUCCCUCCUUUCUCCAACUCUUGGUGGGAAAACUCUUCUUCUUGAUAAGCCUUGGCCCUAUUUCCUUGGGCCUUAGGCAUGGCUUUCCUUCACAAGAUACCAUCCUUAUUUUCAACUCCUCUUCAAAAGGAACAUCAGCCCUCCUGAUUGGCAAAGGAAUACUGAGCUGAUGGUGUCAUUUAGCAGCCUCCCCUCCCAAGCAAAGCUUUUUAAAUUGGGGGUUGGUGCUCAAGGGAAGGAUUUGCUAUGACCUCAUAGAAACUUGUCCUGUGUGGACACUUACCCUAUCUUUAUCCUCAUCCUCAAAGGUUGCUCUGAUCAAGAACUAGAGGCUGGCCCUCCCAGAUUACAAGGAAAGGGGGCUCUAAAUGCAACCAGCCUCCUGUUCUAUUCUUGCCUGCAAAAGAACAGAGGUUUCUCGUGUCCCCCAAUUCCUGAGAACCAUUUUCUUCUUGUACUUGGUCUCAAUUCACAUCCUGCCUAUUGCUGGUAAGAUUUGGGUAGGAAUUAGACCUCCUUUUAUUCGUAAGGGGGCAAGGGCUGACAUGUGGUCCCUAAGGGGCCAAAGAUUCCCAAGGUGGUCAGGGUGGCUUAGAAGUGUGGGUUAUGAUUUUCCUUGGAGCCUCUCCCUCCCCUCCCCCACUGUUCUCUGCCAGCCAAGACCCCGUACACUCAGCCUCCCUAACCCAAUCCCCAAGGAGCUGUGAGAGCUUUGUGUUCUCUAUGAAACCCCAAAAUAAGGGGUGUGGCAGAGAAGGAAGAGUUCAGGGCAAACACCAGGACUGGACUUAGCUCCCUAGGUGCCACGGUCAGAUGCCAGACAUGGAUUUACAUAUAAAUAUAUAUAUAGAUAUAUAUAUACACCCACUCAUCACGGCCAUCUUUGUUGUAACCAUUUUUUGUGUUUAUAAAUGCAUUAUCUCUGAGAACUUUCAUAUUUGAUGUUUAUUUUAUUUUUGUCUUUUUCUCCACCCUGUCCUCUGGCCACGGCAUUUUUAUUUCUUUUUGCCUUUUUUUUUUUUUUUUUAAAUCAUGGCAUAUUUCAGAGAAAAGGAAAUUUUAAAAAAUCAGGAAACCAGUUGUUAUAUAGCAAUUUUAAAAUGGAAAAAAAAAAGAAAAAUUAUGUACAAACCAAGGGGUGUUUUUAGAACAUUGUAUAGAAAUAAAUUCAUGUAAAAGGA